Molecule: messenger RNA, 1656 nt
Organism: Trichoderma gamsii
Lineage: Eukaryota; Fungi; Ascomycota; Sordariomycetes; Hypocreales; Hypocreaceae
Exons: 4
Coding region: 1-1656 (551 amino acids)
Biological process (GO): regulation of DNA-templated transcription
Molecular function (GO): zinc ion binding; DNA-binding transcription factor activity, RNA polymerase II-specific
Source: RefSeq, a predicted model, not a curated record
AUGGGUUAUUGUGGCAAGCCGAGUGCUGCGUGUGAGCGCUGCCGGCAUCGCCGCCUGAAGUGUGAUUAUAGGACGCCUUCAUGCACACAAUGUGCUCGAGCCGAGGUCAACUGUCCCGGAUACAGAAAUUUGCUAGACAUCAAGUUUAAGGAUCAGGGUGAGGAAGUUAUUCGCAAAUAUCGACCUCCCGCGCGCAAGAAGCGCCCUAUCUCAACGAGUAGCGCUGUGGAGCCUCAGCCGUCAGUUCCAAGUAGAGAACCUCGGGACUCGGACGGUUCUGGAGCACUGCGCCUUGAUAAGACAGCUUCAAUCAUUUCAAGGCCCAAUCCUGAAUACCCUGAGCAAGACAUUGCGAGAAGUUUUCUCUAUGCUAACUACAUGACUGGAGGUCCUCGCUGCGGCCACAUGUCAUAUCUUCUACCGCUGAUGGAGAGCUCACGAAACUCGGCUGCUAAUGCGGCAGUAAACGCCGUCGCAUUAGCAGCCCUAUCAAAUAUUCGCCUUUCCCCCAAGACUAUGCGGAAGGCACAUCAGGAGUACACCACGGCCUUGUCUUUAACUAAUCUAGCCCUACAGGACCCAGUUAUGUGCAGGACAGAUGAUACACUGGCGGCGGUAGUUAUGCUUGGCACAUUUGAAGGAGAAAAAAAGAUCAUGACGUGUACUGAUGGCUCAUUUAUCGAUCGCUGGGUGAACCACAUGGAUGGCGCAACAAAGUUGAUUGAGGUCCGUGGGCCAGAGCAGCUUUCACGGCAAGAAGGGCUGGAGUUAUUCACUCAGUUACGUGCUCAAGUGAGCAUUAGUCGAAUAUACCAGGAACGAUAUAGCUCAUCAGUUUUUACAAAACUAGCCGAAGAUGCCCACCUCGAUCAGAAUCCCGAUGAACAAGUGCUGCACCAGCUUUCUAUUGUGAUUAACCGAUUAACGGACUUUUGCGCCCACUUGAAGAAUGGCUAUAUUGUCAAACCUACGGAGAUCAUCCGCAAAGCGCUGAAGAUCGACGCGGAUCUGGUCUCAUUAAUGAUCAGCGUGCCUCCGUUGUGGGAAUACGCCACUGUAAACGUUCCAAUACUCGAUGGAAAGCCUAUCGUACAGGGCUUCUGGGGUGAUAAUUAUCACAUAUAUCAUACUAUUUCCUCAAGUACCAUCUGGAACAACUAUCGCUCAGCUCGGAUCAUUAUCCAAGAGCUUAUUAUCGAAACCAUCAGGGAUCUGGACACUUUGACAAACGAUGACAUUGGCUCCCCGCAACGCAGCUACUUGGUAAAUCAAACCAGACAAACUGUCCUUCAGAUGGUGGAAGACAUCUGUGCUAGCGUGCCAUACAUCUUGGGUAUGGAAAUAGAAGACUCCGGGCACUUGAAAGUCUCUGCUCUUGGCGCAUCUAUUGCUCAUGGGGUAAAUAUGAAGGCCGCUUUAUCGUCCUUUCAAGUUACUGGAGCAGGCGGCCUCACCAUCAUGUGGCCUCUCUUGGUUGCUGCAGACUCGGUAGUCGCAGGCAGCGAACUUCGCAUAUGGAUUACGGCCUGUUUGGACAAAAUUGGUCAUUCGAUGGGCAUCAAUCAAGCGCUGGCCAUGUCUAAACUGAUACAAGAUGGGGUUGAGUCUCGGGCUUUCUUAUCGCCAGAUUAUCGAGCUCAACUCUACAAACUAUAG